Molecule: messenger RNA, 1446 nt
Organism: Corythoichthys intestinalis (scribbled pipefish)
Lineage: Eukaryota; Metazoa; Chordata; Actinopteri; Syngnathiformes; Syngnathidae
Gene: duoxa
Product: dual oxidase 2
Exons: 9
Coding region: 155-1138 (327 amino acids)
Biological process (GO): protein transport
Cellular component (GO): endoplasmic reticulum membrane
Source: RefSeq, a predicted model, not a curated record
GCAAAUCCAUUGAUGCAGAGAGACUCAUGAGCUCAGUUUGCAAGCAAGAGCCGUGGAGGACUUCUGAAAAGUUCAGGUGUAUGCUUCCUCAUGAGUCACAUUUGCACCUUCAAUCCUCCACCUGCAAGAUUCAGUCACAAAAGCUGAAGCUGCCAUGACUUUCUACGAUGAUAUUUAUCCAUUCUACAAUAUGAGAAGGACUUCCUUCAUCUUCAGUGGCCACUUGCUCACAGUUAUUGUGUGCUUCCUUGUCACGGCGCUUUGUCUACUACUCAUUCUGCCCGGCAUUCGAGGAAAACCGCGGCUGUUCUGGCUGUUGAGGAUCGUUUUGAGCUUAUUUAUCGGUGCUGUCAUCGUUGCACUCAACUUUGCUGACAACUGGGCCGAGGCCCGUAUGACCACAAAUGCCACCUACAAGUCUUUCAGCAAUGCGGUGGUUCACGCCGACAUCGGCCUACAUGUUGGCUUGUAUGGCAUUAAUGUCACACUCAAAGGGAAUCCUGUAAUCCAGUUGAAUGAGACAAUCGACUACAAUGAGAUGUUCACCUGGCACGAUACUAUCGAAGAGGAGUAUAAGGCAGCAUUGGAGAAAGGGCUUCCGAACCCCAUCCUCUACAUUGCUGAAAAAUUCACAGUCAACAGCCCGUGCGGCCUCAUCUUUCACUACAGACACUCUGGGCGAUACGCAUCUGCGACUCUCUGGUCGGCAUUCUGCUGCUGGAUGCUGGCCAAUGUCCUUCUCUCCAUGCCAGUCAUUUUAUAUGCCGGCUACAUGAUGUUGGCUACAGGUGCCUUCAUCUUUAUCUCUACAGCCGCUUUCACUGCCGUCAAGAAUGCGCCACAGUGCAUUUUCUCAAUUGGGAAAGCUUCUUUUGAAGCCGAGUACAGCCUUUCCUUCUGGCUGGCUCUAGCUACCGGUGCACUGUGUACUAUCAUCGGAGUUGUAGUUGUGAUGAUGAACUUUUUGGUACCUGAGAAGAUAAAAGAGGCUUUCAGUGUGGGUAUGGAAACCUGUGAAGAUGAGGACGUGUCUUAUGGGGAAACAUACCUGAAUUCAGCCAUCCUUGAUCAUGUGACAGUCUCACCAGGAGCAUGUCUGACUCCUUCCUUCUCUCAAAUUUUUGUGCUCAAGACUUGAAGAUUUACUGAAUUUGUUACAGAGAAUGUCAAUUGUUGUUGUUCUAUGUAUUUAGUGGGUAGGCGUUUAAAUGCACUGUAUUUGUAAGAACAAAAAUAUUUUGUAUGGAAUCCAUGCACUGUAGUGUUAAUAAACACACAACUUUAUUAUUUCUUUCUAGUUUAGCAUUGGUCCAUAUUAUCAUUUUCACUGGAUGUUAAAAAAAAUAUACCCGUAUUGGCCUGAAUAUAAAGACAGUGUUUUUUGCAUUGAAAUAAGCUGAAAAAGUGGGGGUCUAGACAUUAUACUCAUUCACGACGCUUGAUGGC